GCUACACCAGACCGGGGUCAACGAAAUUGCUGCCUCCCUCACCGACCCAUUCACUUCCUCCCAAGCCAAAGGAAGAAAGAGUCUAUCGCCCGUUUGUUCUCGAUACAAACUUCUUUUGUUUUCUCCAACUCCCACGCCAAUCGACAAACGCUGCCAAUUUUUCUUUCCUUUUUUUUGUCCCAUGUUCUGUUGAUGUCGGACUCCACGCGGUCAACAUGACGGACUCCAAGGGCCUUUUCUCAGACUGCGUCUUCGCCUUCGUGCCGAGCUCCUCCCUCGCCCCCAAAGAUAUCUCCGCCUAUACGACUAUAGUCGAGAGCAAUGGCGGCACCGUCGUCGAGCCCCGGCGCGAUGGAUCGAUCCGCAUCGAGCAAGUAACACAUAUCGUCGCCAACAGCAUCGACUUUGAACAGUUCACCGAAAGCCAGGCGUACAUGAUCCCCGUUGUGACUCUCAACUGGAUUGCCUCUUCCAUCAAGAGGGGUAAACAGGCUCAAGUUCGGCCGUUUUCCCCCGAUCCGCGGAUGAUUUUUUCAACAGUCACCCUUACUUGUGCGGACUUGCCGACCAUCGACAAGGAGACCAUUGCAGGGGCCACCGUUGCUCUGGGUGGCAUGGAGUCGGCGGAUGUCACUAGGCAGACUACCCACAUCUGUGCAUUGUCACUCGAUCACCCAAAAUGCCAGACAGCCGUCGAAAAGAAACUAAAAGUCAAGAUUGUUCUUCCACAUUGGUUUGAAGAUUGCUUCAAGCUGGGCAAGCGGAUUGACGAGGCUCCGUACUGUCUUCCAGACCCUGAGAUUCUCCGAGUUGACCCCGCUGCCGAGGUCGAGAUACCGGAGGACAAGGAGGGCCGGCUUGUCGGUGCCACGAGCCCGAAUCCCGACGCUCUCGUUCGAGGCUCCGUCCAGCCCUCGACCGUCUUCCGCGACAAGGCCGUCAUGAUAUCGCGCGACCUGAAUAUCACGCCCAAGUCCCUGAAUAUCGUGAAAAUGCGCAUCACCGGCGGCGGCGGAACCGUCGUCGAGAAAGUGGAGGACUGCGACAUGUUCAUCUGCCAGUACCGGGACGGUCCGGAGUACAUCAAAGCGGCGCAGCUGGAAAAGGAGGUCGGCAACUUGGCCUGGCUCCUGCAUCUCAUCUCCCACAACGAGUGGACGUCGCCGCUGAGACGCCUUUUGCACUAUCCGGUUCCCCGCGACGGCAUCCCCGGUUUCGACGGCCUCCGCAUCUGCAUUUCCAACUACGGAGGCGACGCGCGCAUCUACCUCGAAAACCUCAUCAAGGCCACCGGCGCCACGUAUACCAAGACCAUGAAGACCGACAACACCCACCUGAUCACCGCGCGCAGCAGCAGCGAGAAAUACGAAGCCGCCAAGGACUGGGGCGUCGAGACGACCAAUCACCUCUGGAUCGAGGAGAGCUACGCCAAAUGCGAGAUGCAGCCCCUUACGGUAUCCAAGUACACGCACUUCCCUCCUCGGACCAAUCUGGGGGAAAUCAUCGGCCAGACCUUCUUCGACGAAGCCAAGCUUCGGGAGAACUACUAUCCCGGGGGAGGCGACGAUGACCAGGAGGCCAACAAGUCUCCGCGGGCGAAGCGGAAGCGUCAGAUCCUGGAAGCGGCCCAGGAGAACGCGCAGAAGGGCGGUCCCGCCGACGGCGUGGUGAUCGGUUGUCAGGAGCACAAGGAGUUUGACGCUUUGCAGGACGAUGCCCACGAGCACGCCGAGGCGACGAGGAAGAAGUUCGGCGUCGCGGCGCCGCCGCCCAAGAAGAACAACAACAGCAGCGUCUUUGCUACGCCGGCCCGGCGCCAGCCUGCGCGGGCGGGGAAGGAGAACGACACGCCGUCGGAAAUGUCCAUGUCUACGGGUGGCCGCAGCGCCAAGACCAAGGCCAUGACCAAUCUCCAGAAUCUCGCGUCGGAUAUAGCCCUUUACGAGAAGGAGAAGAAACGGACCAGCAAGGAUGGGCCCUGGGGGGGGAAGCGUGCUGCUGAUAUGCUCGACAGAACCAGAACCAGAGGUGCGAGGGCGUCGAGCCCGACACCGGGGGCUGAAGAGCAGGAUAAGGAGGAGGCCCGGCCUAGCAAGAAGAGGAAGUCGUCCAAGUCGAGCGAGACGAUCCGGGUGAUGCUGACGGGAUUUACCCGCUGGGUGGGACAGAAACGACGAGAAGACUCCGAACGGAGGAAACUGAGGGCCAUGGGUAUCAUCAUUGUCGGCGAACACCACGCAUGCGAUUAUCUUGCAGCCCCGUACAUCGUCCGCACGGUCAAGUUCCUCCGCACGCUUGCCAAGGGCGUCACCAUCAUCAAAUCGGAUUUCAUCGACGAGGCGCUCGAAACCGGCGAGAUGCCGGACCCCCAGCGGUUCGUCCUCAAAGACAAGGAGAACGAGAAGAAGUUCGGCAUCCAGCUGGAGACGGCCAUCUCGAGGGCGCGGGCCAACAAGGGCCGGCUCCUGGCGGGCAUCCCCAUCUACUGCACCUCCAACAUCCGCAACGGGCCCGAGAGCUUCCGACCCAUCGCCGAGGCCAACGGGGCCCAGUUCCUGACGUACAGCGCGCGCAGCGGCGUCACGAUCCGGCCGACGACGGCGGAGGAGGACGGGGGCGCGCCGGCGGACCCGGUCUACCUCCUGACGUCUAACAGCGAGGAGGAGCGCAAGCUGUGGCCCAAGUUCACUGCCAUGGCCGAGAGGGGUCAUAUGGAGGCUAGGAUCGUGUCGGCCGACUGGCUGCUGGACGUGACCAUGAGGCAGCAAGUGUCGUUUGAUGAGAAGUACCUCGCGAGCGUGUUUUUUGAGCAACAGUCGACAUGACGAGCUCUUUUUCCUUAUUAUUAUAAUCAGUGCCCUAUAAUUAUUUUGGUCGUCUCUUUUCUUUCUUUUGUUUUGUCAUUACCGGGACUUUUUUUUUAUUUCGUAAGAUUUUUGUUCUUUCUUUCUUUCUCUCUUUCUUUCUUGUUCUUUUUUCUUCUUUUUUCUCCUUGUCUACCUCUUCUUCUUCCGCAAGUAUGACCCUUGUGCAUGAACUCGGCGUCGGGAGCUUCGAGCGGGGUGUAAUUUGAUACGACCCGAGGGUUUGCUGUACUAACCAGCUGAUGAGGGCUGGGAGUUAAUGGUGAUGGGUGUUGUUUUUCGGUUUCAGGACGGGAAGGACAGGAAAACAUGUUCCCGGGUGACGCAGUACGUAAGAAAGUAGGGCAGAAUUAAUGAUGACGGGCUCUUUCUUUGAAAGGGAAAAAAAAAAAAAAAAAAAAAAAA
Sodiomyces alkalinus F11 is the source of this 3269-nucleotide messenger RNA. RefSeq names its product BRCT domain-containing protein. The transcript is spliced from 3 exons. Gene Ontology annotation, cellular component: Cul8-RING ubiquitin ligase complex; nucleus. NCBI's taxonomy places the organism in Eukaryota, Fungi, Ascomycota, Sordariomycetes, Glomerellales, Plectosphaerellaceae. Bases 216 to 2825 code for a protein of 869 amino acids. The record is from RefSeq and is a predicted model, not a curated record. Gene Ontology annotation, biological process: DNA double-strand break attachment to nuclear envelope; double-strand break repair.